Messenger RNA from Drosophila grimshawi, 2411 nucleotides. RefSeq names its product asparagine synthetase [glutamine-hydrolyzing] 1. Gene Ontology annotation, molecular function: asparagine synthase (glutamine-hydrolyzing) activity. Gene Ontology annotation, cellular component: cytosol. The transcript has a single exon. The coding region runs from base 520 to 2217 and encodes 565 amino acids. The record is from RefSeq and is a predicted model, not a curated record. Lineage: Eukaryota; Metazoa; Arthropoda; Insecta; Diptera; Drosophilidae.
ACAGUGAUAUUUCUUGUUUUUUUUAUCAAAAGGUUUGCUGGCAAAAGACACUUUCAAAGAUAGCGAGAAGAGAGAGAGAGAGACAGGUAAUGAAGAGUAUGAAUUGAAAACAAAAAACGAACAACAUGUGCUCGAAACUGCCUGACGCAACUCGUCGUUGGAAUUUCGACUGUAUGCUGCCAGUGCUGCGCUCUUAGCUCUUUUACAAUUGUGAAUAUAUCAAUAUGCAGCUAGCAUUUAAAUAUCCAAGUAAUGCGCCUAGCUAAAAAUGUCAAACUUAAACAACACUAUUGUAAUAGAAACGGAUAAGUGUUUUUAUUACAAUAAAGUAAGCAAACCAGCUUGCUAACUGCAAUUUAACAAGAACAAAUUUGUGCGAAAAAAGGCUAAAGUGACAGCAUUGUUGCGCAACCGGCGAAAGCUAUAAAAGCAGACAGUGUGGCAUAAACUUAAUCAGUUGCAAUUGGACCUGCCAAUAAAGCGGACAGCGAGCGCAAGGCGGAAAACGCAUUUCGAAUAAUGUGCGGUAUUUUUGCCAUUUUUUCAAGCGAUGGCAAGGCCAUCGCAGCCAGAUGCAUUCACGGCAGUAAACAUACAUUGCGGGAACUGGCCUAUCGCCAGAGUGGCAGGCAGCGGCAUCGUGGACCAGACUCCACUGGCGUUGUGGUCGUCGCCGAGCAGGGAGUGGCCAUGGUACACGAACGCCUACGUAUUGUGGGCGUGGAGAUGGGCGAUCAACCCUUUGUCUCCGACGAUGGCAACUUGAUACUCGUCGCCAACGGCGAGAUCUACAAUUAUCUGGAACUUGCGGCGCAGAUUGCCAAGCGACGUGGUGGCUACAAACCGAAAAGCGAUUGCCACGUGAUACUUGAAUUGUAUCGGGAUUAUGGAGUGGAUUUGCUGCAGCAUAUUACGGGCAUGUAUGCCUUCGCCCUGUACGACAAGCGCACCAAGGAGCUGCUACUCGCCCGUGAUCCCAUUGGUAUUAUACCCAUGUAUCUGGGCGAGGAUACAGCGGGCAACAUUUGGAUUGCCUCGGAGAUGAAGUGUUUGGUGGGCGUUUGUGAGCGAGUGGAGACUUUUACGCCGGGAGAGGCGCGUUUUGGACGCGUCGGCGCAAUGCGUCGCUGGCGCCACUUUGAGCAGCCAUGGAUGCAACAGUUGCCCACUUUGGCCUGCGAUUUGUCGCUGCUCCGCACCAGUUUGGAGUCAGCGGUGCGCACCCAUCUCCACUGUGAUGUGCAUUUUGCUGCACUGCUCUCCGGCGGAGUCGAUUCCAGCUUGAUUGCCUCGAUUGCCACGAAGAUUAUGCGUGAAACUAAUCCCGACUACAAAUUGAAAACCUUCUCGGUGGGUUUACGCAAUGCGCCGGAUUUUGAGGCUGCUCGCCAGGUGGCCAAAUACAUAGAGAGUGACCACACAGAGCUGAUUUUUGAGAUUGAGGAUGCGCUGGAUGGCAUACGGGAUAUUGUGUACCAUCUGGAGACCUACGAUGUGACCACCGUGCGCUGCAGUCUGCCAAUGCUGCUCCUGGCACGCUACAUCAAGAGCACUGGGAUUAAGAUGAUACUCUCCGGCGAGGGUGCCGAUGAGAUCUUUGGGGGCUAUUUAUACUUCCACAAGGCACCCAACUAUCAAGAGUUCCACGAGGAGCUGGUGAAGCGUGUCCAGCAACUGCAUUUAUCCGAUUGUCUGCGUGCCAACAAGGUGGCCAUGGCGAAGGGUGUAGAGUUGCGUGUUCCAUUCCUGGACACGGCAUUCGUCAACUAUGUGAUGAACAUACGGCCACAGGACAAGAUUCCCGGUGAACUGAACACCUUCACCAAUGAGCACAAAACACGCAUGGAGAAGUAUGUGUUGCGUGCCGCAUUUGCCGAGGAUUAUCUGCCGGAUGAGGUGUUGUGGAGGCAGAAAGAGCAGUUCUCCGAUGGCGUCGGCUACGCUUGGAUUGACAGCAUACGCCGUGUGGCUACCAGUCAUGUGGGGGACGAGGAGUUCGCAUUGGCCGGCGAGAGAUUCCCCUUCAAUACGCCCACAACGAAGGAGGCUUUUUAUUAUCGCUGCAUUUUUGAGCAGCAGUUUCCGGGCGAGUCAGCGGCAAAAACGGUGGUCAGAUGGGUGCCACGCCUCGAUUGGGGCUGUCCGGAGGAUCCGUCGGGUAGGGCACAGGCGGUGCAUCAGAAUAAAGAGGCAGAGACUGAGCGAGAAAGAGCUUAAAUAGUUGACAAUCAAAUUUGAGUUUUAAAUUUCCUGGUUUUCAUUUGCAAAUUUAGCAUAUUACAAAUUCAAUUGCCAGCAGAAUUCACUGGAGUGCAAAACGCAAACAAUACGUUUAUUCAAUAUUCCACAAAAGAACUGCCGACGUAGACAGUAUUUGCAAACGAGAAUAAAUAAAUAAUUAAUUAUCAGAA